CUGUAAUACACUUCUGAGAAGCAUUUGAGUUAUGGGAGGUGAUAUUCUUGUAAAAAUCUGCACUUUCCAGUAUUAAAAAAGUCAAUCCAGUCCAGUAUUUAGAGCUGACAUUGCACAGUAUCAAGAAAGCUGGUAUUAAAUAAACGUGAUCCAUUUCCAAGGCAGUUAUCAGGGAGAUUAUCACUGCUGGGCACUGCUAGAUGGUAACAUGGACUUAGUGUUUUUAUCACUAAUCUGGAAGAAAGGAGAUGGAAAUGACUUCUGGAAAAACCUGGAUCUGACCCAGAGCAGCUGAGUGUUAAUGGUUUGCACAAAUCCGGGUGGUAAGCUGAGCGAGCAAAAGGCGUCCUAACUGGAGCAGAAUGGAACAUGGAAAUCUUUUACACCCAAAAAUAAUAACUGUGGCUGUACGUGGUUUCCUGUCCCUAAUCUGGACGGUAAAUUUUCAGCUGGAGCUGCCUGCAGAUGCUGGGAGAGGCAGCACAGGGCAAUUUGCGGGGGCGGUGGCUGUGUGUCUGUCCCCAUUUCUGCACUGGAGAACUGAAAAUUUUCAGGAUAAUGUGAAAUUUGUCUUUGGGCGGAAAAAAAAAAAGUUGGAGCUAUUUGCAUUUCUGGUCAGAACCAACUUUGGGCUUAUGGCAGCCAAAUCCAAUCUUUCCUUCUCAGCAGAAGAGAUGUGGAAUCUGAGGGGAAGGGACCAGGGGGUGCAGAAAGGCUUUUACAGCUGGAGAGGAGGGGGCCAUCCAUAAAUCCAUAAGUCCACUCAUAAAUCAAAUCAAAGAGGAAAGAGGAAGGCUUGGCAAAAGCAUCUAAACACUCUGGCAGAGGAGAAAAUACAUGGUAGCCAAAAGCUCGUUAAUUGAGCAGAGAAAAGAUGGCAAGAAUCAAUAUCUGGCAGCUGAGGGCAGACACAUUGGAAAUAAGGCAUAAAUAUUUUACCAGGAGGAGCGAUUAAUCAUCAGAAGAAACGUGGAGCAGCAGAGGUGGGGUCAGCACCUCGUUGCCUUUUGCAUCACAACCUGCAGAGUUUCUCCCACAGCCCCGAGGCUGGGCCAGCAAGAGGGACUGGAUCAAACCACACCGAGGCCCUGAUUAGGUGAUUUAAUUAGAGGAUGAUGCAUUUAUCUUUCAUCGCAGUGGAGCCCUGGAGAAGAGUAGUUCUUGUGCCCUGAUGGCUCUUUCUUAGGAACACCUGUGAAAUCCCUGGUGGCACUUGGUGGGUUCUUCUUUUACCUUUGUCUCUUGGUCACCAGUGGUUGUAUUCUUGCAGAUCUGUGCUGGGAAGGUGAGGGGACAGUGCUUGGUGGCUUUUCUUGAUGUCCAGAACAGACUGAGAUUCGGGAAAACAAAUCUUAGUGAGCAUCCCAGCGUGCUGUGGCUGCUGGGGGAAGGAGCUGCUCCAGGGCUUGCUUGUCCACCUGUGGGUCAGAGCAUCCCCAGCCUGGCAUCCUUGGGGACGUGUGUGCUUAGGAGAAAGAGAUAAAGGUCACAGGGCUGUGGCUGGUUCCAUCUCCUCCCCUUCUCCUUUCCUUUCUUUUCCUCCUGCUUCCUCUCCUCUUCUCUCCUUCCUCCUGCUGUUCUCUCCCGGUCUCCCAUGCGUUUGGGUCGGUGCUGUUGGUUAUAAGGGGAACAGAUGUGGUUCAGUAGCCCAUGUGCAAACAUCAGGACCGUGUUGCAGAACCUCUGAGCCUUCCAAACCCAGCACACUCGAGCAGCUGACGUCUGUGAGCAGCCCAGGACCUCUCCUCCUCUUCCUCUCUCAGACACCUGCCCAGGAUGAUGCACAACGAAGAGCAAAGAUUGUUUUGAGAAGGAGGAUAAAUGGAAGGGAAAAAGGCACGUGAGAAGGAUGGCAAGCUGUGCUUCAUGAGCACCUCCCGCACCAUGUUUUACGGGCCGGCCUCGGCCGCGGCGCCGCCGUCCAAGAGCCGCCUGAAGCGGCAGAGCCGCCUGUUCUCGCAGGUGCUGUACCGCACGCUCAGCUACAAGGACCGCGGCUCCGCCUGCCCGCCGCCCGCCGAGGACGACCCGGCCGAGCUCUCCACCCAGCUCUCGGCCCCCGGCAUCCUCAAAAUCUUCGGGGGCAACAUCUGCGCGGGCACCAACUACAAGAGCGUGCUGGUGACGGGCAGCUCGGGGGCGCGGGAGCUGGUGAAGGAGGCGCUGGAGCGCUACGGGCUGAGCCAGCUCAGCGCCGCGCAGUACGCGCUCUGCGAUGUCAUCGGCCGCUUCCAGGGCCCCGAGAAGCAGUGGCACACCGAGGGGCUCAGGGUGCUGGGCGACCACGAGAAGCCGCUGCUCAUCCAGGACCUCUGGAAGCCCAGGGAGGGCUUCUCGCGCCGGCUGGAGCUGCGCAGGAGGGCGGAGGUGGAGGAGAUGGCGGCCAGGGAUGUGGACACCACCACUGCAGGUCAGAGCUGGGCGUGGGUGCAGCCCCAGGAGCCUCUCACACUCUCAGCUUUCACACGUGGUUGGGGUGCGGGGGGUGCUAGUCUUGGUGGUCUUGCCCGCGGCAGCAGCAUGCGGUACUCCCUCUACCAGUCCCCGCACCUCCUGCUCCUGCAGGGCUACAGCCAGCAGCAUGACAGCUUGGUUUACCUGCUAAACCGCGAGCAGCACACGGUGGGCCAGAGGACGCAGGCGAGCAAGCCCAGCAUCAGCCUGUCAGCCCCCGACAUCCUGCCCCUGCACUGCACCAUCAGGAAGCUGCGCCCUUCCCGGCACCGCUCGGAGGAGAAGCUGGUGCUGGAGCCCAUCGCCGGCGCCGGCGUCUCCGUCAACUUCGCCGAGGUGGCGCGGACGGUGGUGCUGCGGCACGGGGACCUGCUGUCCCUCGGCCUCUACUACCUGCUGCUCUACAAGGACCCCAUGAAGGCGCAGCCGCUGCCGGCGCAGACCCUGCUGCGGCUGCGGGCCCUGCACCCCGAGGGGCCGCACGUGUGCGGGGCGUGCGGCAGCCUGCUGAAGGACAGGGACCCCGCUGCCAAAAAGCGCGGCCCCUCGCCCGCCGGCGGCCCCAGGACUCCCCGCAGGAGGCUGCAGCUGGAGUUCGAGCCCGCGGCCGAGGAUGUGCUGCUGCGGCGCAUCAUGACCCUGAUCGAGCCCGGCGGGGACGACCACAAGCUGACACCCGCCUUCCUGCUCUGCCUCUGCAUCCAGCACUCGGCCACCAACUUUGAGCCAGGAGACUUCGGGCAGCUGCUGCUCAAAGUGGCCAAAAUGAUCCAGAGGACGGUGUGGGAGCGGACACGGGAGCUGGCUGAAAAGCAAUCCCAGCACCAGGACCCUGCCACCCUGUCCCGCUUCACCAUCACAGACCUUCUCCCAGACCUGCAGCACAUCAUCUUCUGGAUGGCCAAUGCCAUCGAGAUCCUCUACUUUGUGCAGCAGAAAUCACCCACCUACAUCCAGAGCAUGGAGGAAGAGCUGGACAUCAAAGGCUCCAAGGAGUCUCUGUUCUCCUCGACCAUCACGGCCAGCGAGGAGGCGAUGACGGUGCUGGAGGAGGUGAUCAUGUACACCUUCCAGCAGUGUGUCUACUACAUCUCCAAGUGUCUGUACGUGUCGCUCCCUGCCCUGCUGGAGUGCAACCCCUUCCAGAGUGAGAGCCAGGAGGGCUGGCGGGGCACGCCGCCGCUGCCCGAGGAGCUCCGCAGGGUCGUGCUCAUCUACCAGGCUGUGCUGGACCUGCUCCACCAGUACGAAGUGCACCCCGAGAUCACCUCCCAGAUGUUCGCCUACCUCUUCUUCUUCUCCAAUACCCUGCUCUUCAACCAGCUCCUGGAUAAGGGCUCCUCUCUGGGCUGCUACCACUGGUCUCAGGGGGUGAAGCUGCGGGCCAGCGUGCGGCUGCUCCUGGACUGGCUGUGCAGCGCUGGCUUCGAGCAGCUCUCCCAGCAGUUCUUCGCCAAACUCGCCAGCGUGGCCAACCUGCUGGCCAUGCCCGGCUCCCAGCUGGUGCAGAUGACCUGGCCAUCCUUGCGAGCCGAGUUCCCAGCGCUGAGCCCUGCACAGCUGCACCGGGUGCUGAGCCAGUGCCAGGCAGUGAUGGACGUGGGCUGCAUCUCAGUAUGGCAGCCCAGUGAGGAGGAGACCCCAGCCACCUUCCAGCCUGAUGAGAUGCUGGAGUCCUUCGACAACCACCCACCCAUCAUCCUGCCCAGCGGGGGCUUCAAAGUGGACCUGGAGGUGGAGACGUUGGAUGACAACAUCUACAGACACCUGCUGUACAUCCGCCACUUCCUCUGGAGCCUGCAGAGCAGGAGCCCCCACAGCAGCGAGGGGCCGGGCUCAGCACUCCCAAAGAAAGAGGCAUGCACGACGCCGGAGGUGCUGGAGGUGAGCGAGGGCCCAGCUAUGGGGAGCACCAUAGCCCAGGAGGAUUACUGCUCCCUGGGCGGCUGUGCCCAGCCAGAGGGCAACCCCCAGCUCUGCCUGGCCACCAGCGAGCCCCCCGCCGGCGAGCCACAGCUCCAGGAGAAGCUGAAGCAGCUGCAGCUGGGCAGGAGCCCGGUGCCCAAGGCUGGCACGGCGCCCACGGACUCGUCCUGCCUGCUCACACCUCCCACCACCCCGCUGAACUUCGACUGCGGCGGGCCGGAGUCCCCGCAGGGCACGGGCAAGGCGCUGCAGGAGCCGCGCAGGAGCGGCAUGAACGGCGUGAGCGGCACCAAGGGCAGCGCCCCCGAAGGCUGCUCGCCGACCCCCUAUGACUACCCCACGCCGGAAUCCUCCAGCCGCAGCUCUGCCACCGACGACUUCUGUUACGUGUUCGUGGUGGAGCUGGAGAGGGGACCCAUCGGGCUGGGGAUGGGGCUGAUCGACGGCGUGCACACCCCUCUGUGCUCCCCGGGGAUCUACAUCCGCACGCUGAUCGAGGACAGCCCCGCAGCUGCCGAUGGCCGGCUCUCCAUUGGGGACCGCAUCCUGGCUGUCAACGGCACCAGCCUCAUUGGGGCAGACUACCAGAGUGCCGUGGACCUCAUCCGCUCCGGAGGGAAAAAGCUGCGGUUUCUGGUUGCUAAGUCGGACAUUGAAAUAGCCAAAAAAAUCAGUUCCAGCUCCUCUUCCUCUUAGUCCUUGUGAUACAAGGAUCCUUCUGCAGCAGCU
This is a messenger RNA of Ficedula albicollis (Collared flycatcher), 5109 nucleotides long. It is a transcript of the gene RADIL, whose product is annotated as Rap associating with DIL domain. Lineage: Eukaryota; Metazoa; Chordata; Aves; Passeriformes; Muscicapidae. Gene Ontology annotation, biological process: signal transduction; substrate adhesion-dependent cell spreading; neural crest cell migration. Gene Ontology annotation, cellular component: microtubule. The transcript is spliced from 15 exons. Gene Ontology annotation, molecular function: GTPase binding. The record is from RefSeq and is a predicted model, not a curated record. The coding region runs from base 1822 to 5076 and encodes 1084 amino acids.